Messenger RNA from Mycotypha africana, 1266 nucleotides. Its product is annotated as Pre-mRNA cleavage complex II protein Clp1-domain-containing protein. The record is from RefSeq and is a predicted model, not a curated record. Gene Ontology annotation, molecular function: polynucleotide 5'-hydroxyl-kinase activity. Gene Ontology annotation, cellular component: nucleus; mRNA cleavage factor complex. NCBI's taxonomy places the organism in Eukaryota, Fungi, Mucoromycota, Mucoromycetes, Mucorales, Mycotyphaceae. The transcript is spliced from 4 exons. The coding region runs from base 1 to 1266 and encodes 421 amino acids. Gene Ontology annotation, biological process: tRNA splicing, via endonucleolytic cleavage and ligation.
AUGAGUCGUGAAUUUAAAUUGGGUCCUGAUCAUGAAUACCGAUUUGAAGUUGACUUUCAGAACAAAGUUCAAAUCAAACUUGUUGAAGGUACAGCUGAGAUCUUCGGUACCGAAUUAGCAGUAGGCAACACAUACACUUUUUCAGGAAGAAAAGCAGCUGUUUACACCUGGCACGGUUGUACGUUGGAAGUAAACGGCUCUUGCCUUGUAGAAUAUACCGCUAGCGAGACGCCUAUGACCAGCUAUUUAAAUACUCAUCUUGCGUUAGAACAAUUGAGAGAGAGAGCAAAAAGUGAAAGAGAGUUAGGUCCACGCGUGUUGGUGGUGGGGCCACAUGACGUAGGCAAAACGUCCCUAUGUAAAGUACUGGUGAGCUACUCGCUUAAACAAGGAGGAAGUCCUAUUUAUGUGUCUUUGGAUACGACUGAAGGGUCUAUUACAAUGCCAGGCACACUAACAGCGACUUCUAUCAGUAAUAUCAUUGAUGUAGAGGAAGGAUUUGGAUCAUCCGCUACGACAGCUGCAUCGAUGGGCUCUUCUACCAUGCCUCUAGCUUAUUAUUACGGUUUUGAAAGCCCUGACGAAAAUGUCAAGCUGUAUAAAUUAGUUACAACGAAGCUAGCAGAAGCAGUAAAAAGAAGAAUGGCCAUGGAUGACGAAUGUCGCAACUCCGGCAUUAUUAUCGAUACAGCAGGAUUAAUAGAUCAAGUCGGAUACGACAUAAUACAACAUAUAGUAGAACAAUUUGAAGGACAUGAAAGACUUUAUAGCGACAUGUCUAGAAUAUAUAAAAAUCAAAAUGUAUCUGUAGUGAAACUGGCGAAAUCGGGCGGUGUGGUUGAAAGAGACAAACAAUUUAAAACUCUUCUACAAAGAGCAAAAAUCCGCGAGUAUUUCUAUGGCACGCCCAAAUGUGAAUUAUCACCCUAUAGCAUGCUGGUCAAUAACGCUGAUGUUAAGAUAUGGAGAGUUGGAGAUGUGAUAGCUCCAACCAGUGCUUUACCGCUGGGAAUGGAGGGAUCUUCAAACGAAACACAAGUGGUCAGAGUAGACAAUUAUGACAUGUGCUUUAACUCAAUCUUGGCUAUUUUAAAUGCUGAUGAUGAUGAACCGGAGAAUGGAUUAUUGGAGUGUAGCGUGACAGGUUUUAUAUAUGUAUCGGAUGUCAAUGAAGAAAGAUGUAAGUUGACUAUUUUAUCACCAUCGCCUGGCAGACUACCAAGAAAACAUUUGUUGAUGGGUUCCUUCAAGUGGAUGGAGUCGUAA